Messenger RNA from Gadus morhua (Atlantic cod), 2316 nucleotides. It is a transcript of the gene gpr142, whose product is annotated as G protein-coupled receptor 142. Gene Ontology annotation, molecular function: G protein-coupled receptor activity. NCBI's taxonomy places the organism in Eukaryota, Metazoa, Chordata, Actinopteri, Gadiformes, Gadidae. The transcript is spliced from 3 exons. The record is from RefSeq and is a predicted model, not a curated record. Bases 259 to 1407 code for a protein of 382 amino acids. Gene Ontology annotation, biological process: G protein-coupled receptor signaling pathway. Gene Ontology annotation, cellular component: plasma membrane.
ACUCGUCGCAGUGAUGUACCAGCUCCCGGGAGUCCUGCUGUGUGCUUCUCCUUCCUCCUCGUCCUUGUCCUCCUUGUGUCCGUCCUCCUCCUCGGCUACGGUUCACACGCUCCGGGCUGAGAGCGGGGGCCGCGGCAAAGCAGGGGUCUCCCUCAGCGCCUCCCCCGGGGGACGGGGGCUCCGGACGGCGGGGUCCCGGGAAGCAGGACCUCUGGCGUGGUGAAGCCUGGAUGUGGAGGCCACAACGCGAGGCGAGGCAUGAUCAACUGGCCCAACGUGACAGUGGCGGCCCAGCUGGCCCCGCCCCCCGGGCCGGAGGAGCUGAAGAGGUCCAAGUGCGUCCUGGGCCUCAUCCCCGUGGUGUACUACAGCGCCCUGCUCUGCGUGGGGGUACCAGUGAACGUCCUGACGGCGGUGGUGUUGUCACGCCUGGCCUGCCGCACCCAGAAGACGCUCUACUACUACCUGCUGGCCGUGACGGGCUCCGACAUCCUCACGCAGCUCUUCAUCAUCUUCGUGGGCUUCCUGCUGGAGACGGCGGUGUUCCACCGCGAGGUCCCGGCACUGCUGCUGCAGGCCGUCAGCGCCGCCGAGUUCGCCGCCAACCACGCCUCCAUCUGGUCCACCGUGCCUCUGACGGUGGACCGCUACGUGGCGCUGUGCCACCCGCUGCUCCACCGCCAGAUCAGCUACCCGGAGCGCGCCCGCCGCGUCAUCGCCGCCGUGCUGGCACUCUCGCUGGCGUCCGGCGUGCCGUUCUUCUGGUGGUCCGACGUGUGGCGCAGCAGCCGGGCGCCCUCGGCGCUGGACGCCGCGCUCAUCUGGACGCACGUGGUGCUCAUCUACUUCCUGCCCUGCAGCAUCUUCCUGGUGCUCAACUCGCUGAUCGUCCGCACGCUGAGGGCCAGCCACCGGCAGCAGCGGGGCCCCCGGGCGGCGGGCGGGGAGCCGGCCGGCGGGGGCUGCCAGGAGGACGCGGGCCCCCAGCGGCGGCGGCGGCAGCGGCGCCUGGGGAAGACCACGGCCAUGCUGCUGGCCAUCACGUCGGCGUUCAGCGUGCUGUGGGCGCCGCGCACCGCCGUGGUCAUCUACCACCUGUACGGCUCCUCCGUGCACCUGGACUGGCGCGUGCACCUGGCCUACGACCUCAGCAACAUGCUGGCAAUGCUGAACACCGCCGUCAACUUCUUCCUGUACUGCUUCGUCUCGCGGCCGUUCCGCGAGACCGUGCGCGCCGUGCUGCUGCUGCCCUGGGCCCCCGGGGCCCGCUGCCAGCGGGGGGCCCUCCGUCGCCAGCCGGCCCCCGCCCACGCCUCCGUCUCCUCGCUCUGCAGCGGGAAGUACAAGCGGUCCCAGCGGGACGGCGCUGGACAGAUGUCCCUCCGAGGGGCCAGCCAUGCCGUGUGACCCUGUAGAGCCCCCCCCGUCCCCCCCCCCUCUCACCCCUCCAUCCCUCCGACCUCUGACCCGGACGCGAUCCCAAACACACAUGUUUUGUUGCUUCUGCUCUCCGUCUGCAGGAGCCAUCGUCCCACGGCCAGGGGCCUGAAGCCCCGCCCCUCUCUGCUCCGCCGUCGGCAGCCAAUCAGCUUCAGGGCUCCUCUGAGCUCCACCGAGCAGCCUGGAGCUGUUGUUCUGUGGUUUUAUUUUGGGUUUUGUUCCGUUUUCGUUUGACUUUUGAGGGGGUUUUCUUGUGUCGUUCUUACUAAUCUGCGUUUCUUUUCACAUGAAUUAGUUGAAGUACACGACCGUUUUUAUUUGUUGUUUUAACGAGACCCCGGAUGAUUAAAUCUGUGACUAUUCUGGGUUGUUAUGUAAACCGAGACUAAACCAACCGACUCUCCGUCGGAAGAGUCCGAGGGUUGGCGGAGAUGCGUUCCAUAUCCAGGAGCAGGUGGCAUCCAGAGAGAUUAAAUCAAAGCGUCUGGAGCCGUCCUGAGAGGCCUGACAGACACCGGAGAGCCGCAGGACACCCAGCCGGAGACAGGAUGCACUCACAGCCAUUUGUAUCAAUGCUGCCUCAUCACGGCUCUCUCCAUCCACUGAAAGUAGUGCCUCCAUGUCCCCCCCGUCUCCCAGCGGGGGGGGGGGCGCCGCUCCGGGCUCUGUUGAUUCUUCGUGCGAUUGCAAACAUGAUGGAGCGGCCGACGAGGGCUGCGGUCCAAUCAGGGGGGAGAUCCGGCCUCCGCCUGCACCUGCACACACAGCCCCCGCUAAACAAACCACGGGGAGCACGGGCACGGGGCACUCACACACACACACACGCGCGCACAUACACGCAGACACACGCACACACUCACCACACACACGCGCACU